Molecule: messenger RNA, 1362 nt
Organism: Numida meleagris (helmeted guineafowl)
Lineage: Eukaryota; Metazoa; Chordata; Aves; Galliformes; Numididae
Gene: DCTN6
Product: dynactin subunit 6
Exons: 7
Coding region: 577-1149 (190 amino acids)
Biological process (GO): mitotic spindle organization
Cellular component (GO): dynactin complex
Molecular function (GO): dynein complex binding
Source: RefSeq, a predicted model, not a curated record
CUCACCUCCCCAUCGAGCCCCAAACAGUGCACUGAGCCUGGGUUUGAGCCCCCGCAACGCAAGAACUCACGUCUGCCGCUGAGCCCCAAAUUGCUCACCCAGCUGCAUUCUCUGCCCCAGCAGCCAUCACCACAUAGCUGUGCUCUUCCUUCCAAGCCCAGGUGCGAUGCCGGGGCGCCGCAGGGAAGCUCAGGCGAGGAGCCGGGUCCUCACCCGCCGCCCCUCCGAGCGCCCAGACCGAGAGGGAAACCGAACGCAGAAGCGGGCGGUCGGCAAACAAAACAUUCUGCUCCCACCUUCCUCGUGGGAUCCGCAACUUCGGGCUCCUCCCGUUCCUCGGCUUUCUCCCCUCUCUUGUGCGGGGCUCAGAGACAGGCACGCCGGCUGCUGGCCGCGCGGCGGAGGGGCACACCCGACUCAGCCCGCUCGUACAGCCCCAGGGACGGAGCAUCCGAGCGGUGCACCCCACAGACAUCGCAACAGCCGGCGCGUCGGGUAGAGGGGCUGCCCUGCCGCUGGGAGGAGCCGAGCGCGCCCCGCCCACCGCGGCGCGGCGUCUGCGCAGACGGAGGCGUCAUGGCGGAGAAAGCGCAGAAGAGCGUGAAGAUCGCGCCGGGAGCCGUGGUGUGUGUGGAGAGUGAGAUCCGCGGCGAUGUCACCAUCGGGCCGAGGACGGUGAUACACCCGAAGGCCAGGAUCAUUGCAGAGGCAGGGCCCAUUGUGAUCGGGGAAGGCAACCUGAUAGAGGAGCAGGCGCUCAUCAUCAACGGGUACCCAGAAAACAUCACGCCAGAAACUGAGGAGGUGGAGCCCAAGCCCAUGAUCAUUGGCACCAACAACGUCUUUGAAGUUGGGUGCUAUUCACAGGCAAUGAAAGUGGGAGAUAACAACGUAAUAGAAUCCAAAGCAUUUGUCGGCAGAAACGUGAUCCUGACGAGCGGCUGCAUCAUCGGAGCCUGCUGCAACGUCAACACCUACGAGGUGAUCCCUGAGAACACCGUCAUCUAUGGUGCUGACUGCCUUCGCCGUGUGCAGACCGAGCGGCCACAGCCCCAGACACUGCAGCUGGACUUCCUGAUGAAAAUCCUGCCCAACUACCAUCACCUGAAGAAGACGAUGAAGGCUGCAUCCACACCUGUUAAGAGCUGAAAGCCCUGUGCCACCAGUUGCAUGCCUGGGGUCUCUUGUCCUUUGGGCACUGCACAGCCCGGGAAGCAGCUGGGCUCUGCAUCCUUCAUUCUCGCUUGUGUCUUUUAUUUAUAGCCUCCCAAGCACCACAGGCUUUGGACCCGUUGUCUCCCUCGCACCAACUCUAACAUUCCGCGUGCUUUAUGGGAAUAAAGGGAUUCCGCUCUUGCUGCA